AGCUCCUUGAUUUACCAGCUUACCAACAGUCGAAGAGGAUUUCUAUUUUUCUGAGUAUGAAGGAUGAAAUUAGCACAACAGCGAUAUUACAACAUUCAUUAAGAUCUGGUAAGAAGUGUUUUAUUCCUCAGUACUUUAAAGGAGGUUCAAGAAUGAAAAUGGUAGAACUGAAGGAUUGGGAAGAUUAUCUUGCUUUACCUCUCACAUCAUGGAAUAUCAGGCAGCCAGCAGAUGUAGAUAUACGACCUGAUGCUGGACAAACUGGUGGAUUAGAUCUAGUUCUAGUUCCUGGUUUAGCUUUCUCAAGCCAGGGGGACAGAUGUGGAAGGGGGAAAGGAUAUUAUGAUACAUAUCUUCAAAAUCUUACAAAAACCCAGGCUGUACCUCCAAUGACAGUUGGACUUGGAUUUAAGGAGCAGAUCGUGGAGAACCUUCCAAUGGACAAACAUGAUUUUAAAAUUGAUGUAGUUAUAUCUCCAUAGAUUAAAGUUAUGUACACUG
Messenger RNA from Eurytemora carolleeae, 501 nucleotides. It is a transcript of the gene Mthfs, whose product is annotated as 5-formyltetrahydrofolate cyclo-ligase. Gene Ontology annotation, molecular function: 5-formyltetrahydrofolate cyclo-ligase activity. Gene Ontology annotation, biological process: folic acid-containing compound biosynthetic process; tetrahydrofolate interconversion. Gene Ontology annotation, cellular component: mitochondrion. The transcript has 7 exons. The coding region runs from base 57 to 482 and encodes 141 amino acids. Lineage: Eukaryota; Metazoa; Arthropoda; Copepoda; Calanoida; Temoridae. The record is from RefSeq and is a predicted model, not a curated record.